AUGUGUAAAGAAGAUAUCUAUUCAUUUCAUCUGUGCUACUAUGAGUGCGAGAGGUGCGAGGACUACUCGCUACACAAAUUCUGUGCAGAACUGCCCUUAACUUUGAAAAAUCAUCACUUACAUCCAGCCCACGAUCUUACCUUUGUCGACAGAUGGUGGCUUACUACUUAUAAAAGGAACGGGUGUGGUGUCUGCAAAGAUAAUAGUACCCAUGAUGAUGGCAGAUUUAUUGUUUACAAUUGUUCUAUUUGCGAGUUCUACAUGGAUAUAAAUUGUGCUACUUUGUCCCAACAAAAGAUGGUCCACCCAAGUCAUCCUGAUCACCAACUUGAACGAAUGAUGGGGACGAUGAUAUCAAAGUGUCAUGCUUGUGAUAAUGAGCAUAAGGGGACCUUCUAUCAUUGUCCCACUUGUGUUUGGUUCGGCCGGAUUCAUCUAGAUUGUGCUCUGCUGCCUGCCAAGUUAUCGAUCCAACAAGUUACUGAUGAUGCUUUUACUCAUCCUCACCCGCUCACCCUGGCUUAUUCCUUUCCGUUAGUUGAUUAUGCAAAACAACAUUAUCCUCGGUGCAGAGUUUGUAGUUCCUACUUCAAUUAUUUCUCGUGGCUUUACAAAUGCGAUAAAUGUCGCUACUAUGCACAUGUCGAUUGUGCGACUUCAAAGAAAGAGCCUUUCAUGUCCAUCUUCUGGAAACAAGCUAAUAAUAAAGAAAACGAUGGCGACGAGAUGAUCAACCACUUUGGUCAUCAACACCCCCUCGUUUUGUUCAACACUACUACUACAGAAACAUCCCUCAUUAUUAGCAAAUCGGUUUCUCUACUACUUCACAACCCCAUGGAAAGAAUCCAAUUGUUAUGUGAUGGAUGUGUGAGGCCAAUCACGACGGUGCCAUUCUACAAGUGUUGCCUCCAGCAACAAGAAAACAACAACUGCAGCUUUGUUCUUCAUACAUGGUGUGCCACGAUGCUACCCUCUGAGAUACGAGACCACCCGGGACAUCUACAACAUUCUUCAGUACUUGCUCUCGUUACAAGAAGAAUCAUCCCUGCUAACAUCUUCCAUUGUGGCAUUUGCGAGUUACCUUGCAAUGGUUUCUCAUAUAGAUGUUGCACGGCUAACUGUGAUUUUCGUGUUGAUAUAAAUUGUGCCUUUAUACCUCAAGAAAUCACACAUGAAGCUCACCCGAAUCAUCUUCUCUCACUAGUAAAGUUCCCUAUAGGAUAUGGUGACUACCAAUGCGUUGGAUGCACCUAUCUUCUUAGACGGAACCAGCUUAUGUACCAUUGCCCAUCUUGCAACUUCUACUUGCAUAGUAAGUGUGCUCUCUUACUGCCCAAAAUCGUAAGGCAUAAAUAUGCUGAUAGGCAUCAUCCAUUGACCUUGAGAUACGAGCCAGUUGAGAACCAUCCUAGUAAAUACUUCUGUGACAUUUGUGAGACGGAAUUUAACUCUCUUAGGUGGUUCUAUCAUUGUAGUACCACAUGUGAUGCAUCUAUGCAUUCUGCUUGCGCACCCGUGAUUCUUCAAUGCGAGAAAGCUGUAUAUUCCCUGUAUCAGAAUUCUGUGUUUGAGUUUCUGAAUGUGAAGUUUGGAGGGAGUUUUAAGACUGGCCAUCAUCCACACCGUUUCACCUUUGAUCAAGGGAUAUCGGAUGAUGGUGGGUGCAAAGUGUGUGGUUGCCGAUUACAGUACAAGAUGAUCUUUAAGUGCUUCGAGUGCAAGUUUGCAUUUCAUCAUGAUUGGUGUGCUUCGAUAUAUGCACGUCGUCGAGCAGGUAUUUAAUUAAUGGGAUCGAUCAACAUCUGUAUAUAUACUUUGGUGGUUAGUAGUGUCGGUGACAAGUGGUGAUCGAUGACAUCCACAAUUGAUGUUGAGUGGUCUAACUGUGUAAAUUGAUACAAUGGUGAUAGUGAUGAUUUAGAAGA
Messenger RNA from Erigeron canadensis, 1925 nucleotides. RefSeq lists its product as uncharacterized. The transcript has 2 exons. The record is from RefSeq and is a predicted model, not a curated record. The coding region runs from base 1 to 1782 and encodes 593 amino acids. Lineage: Eukaryota; Viridiplantae; Streptophyta; Magnoliopsida; Asterales; Asteraceae.